Messenger RNA from Pangasianodon hypophthalmus (striped catfish), 2690 nucleotides. It is a transcript of the gene dhrs7b, whose product is annotated as dehydrogenase/reductase (SDR family) member 7B. The record is from RefSeq and is a predicted model, not a curated record. Gene Ontology annotation, cellular component: membrane. The transcript has 7 exons. NCBI's taxonomy places the organism in Eukaryota, Metazoa, Chordata, Actinopteri, Siluriformes, Pangasiidae. Gene Ontology annotation, molecular function: oxidoreductase activity. The coding region runs from base 498 to 1436 and encodes 312 amino acids.
AACACGAACAUAACUGGUAUAUUUACUUACUUGCGUUUUCAGUACUUUCAUUUGUUGCUAGUAAAAGCGCCAGGUAGUAUUUUAACACUAGAUUAUCUUAAAAUCAUUACAAUAGGAGCACUUCUAGAUAAAAUGAUUUCGUUCAUUUAUUUAAUAUUACACACUACGAACGCGACAGACAUGGCUAGUUAAUACAAACUGAGCUAGUUAAUACAAACAAGCUGAAAAGCGAUUCUGAACAUUACACGGAUGUUAUAAACACAUACUGUGCUAAAACUCAACCGUCAUAGAACUCAACCCUCUGAACUGACACAGAAACGGGCAAAUUGUUUGUUUAUAACCACCUGAGAAAAUGGAAUUGUGUGAAUGAAACAUCUGGCCAGAUGUGUAUUGUACACUUGCCCUGUGUCCUGCUUCCUCUUCCCUGUUUCUUACAGCCAUCGACGUGCAUUAGAUUCCUAACCCUGUGUUAGAGGAGGAGGAAAACCUGAAGGCGAAUGGAGCGUUUAGUGGGCGUGGGUGUGGGGCCGCUGGCUGUAGGUGCAGUUGGUCUGCUGUUGUUACUGCGGAUGAUCCACAGAGCAAAACGAAAGCAAGUUCUCCAGGAUAAAGUGGUGGUGAUCACUGGAGCCAGUUCAGGCCUGGGCAAAGAAUGUGCGCGAGUGUUUCAUGCUGCGGGAGCACGACUUAUCCUGUGUGGACGCGACCAGAAGAGGCUACAGGAGGUUGUAGAGGAGUUAAGGGUUAAAACAGAUGGCAACAGAGGUACAAAGACCUAUACACCCUGCACAGUGACCUUUGACCUCUCUGACACGGAGACAGUCGCCAAGGCAGCAGAGGAGAUUCUGAAAUGCCACGGUCACGUGGACGUCCUUGUUAACAACGCAGGCAUUAGCUACCGCGGUUCCAUCCUGGACACACACGUCUCUGUGCAGAAGGACGUCAUGGACACAAACUACUUCGGCCCUGUUGCUCUAACUCAAGCAAUUCUUCCCUCCAUGGUGGAACGAGGUGCUGGACAUAUAGUCGUCAUCAGCAGCGUGCAGGGGAAGAUCGCCAUUCCCUACAGAUCUGCUUAUGCAGCCUCCAAGCAUGCGACGCAGGCGUACUUUGACUGCCUACGGGCCGAGGUGGAAAGAUUCGGCCUACAUGUGUCAGUCAUCAGCCCCGGAUACAUUAGAACCAACCUGUCACUCAACGCUGUUACUGGAGAUGGAUCCAAAUAUGGCGUGAUGGACAAGACCACAGCAGCAGGACGGGACCCAGUGGACGUGGCUCAUGCUGUUCUGAAGGCUGUCACUUAUAGACAGAAAGAUGUUUUAUUAGUUGGGCCGCUGCCCGCUCUCGCCGUCUACCUCCGCACUCUCUGGCCCGCCGCCUUCUUCAGAGUGAUGGCCUCUCGAGCCAAGAAAGAGAAGGGAAUAAAAGAACAAUAAGUAGCAGCCACAGUUUACAGAGUAAGAUCGUCUCUACAGAAAACUGUCUUUGUCUUGUGAUUGAAUGCAUUUUUAACAGUGUUUCUAGAAGUAUAACGGAAUUUCAGAUAUACCUUAAAUAUUUCCAUGCAGUAGAUCUGGUUAGUCCCUCCAUUUCAGGCUUCUGUUUGCAUCUUUCUGGCCCAGAAAAAGGCUCGACUAGAGCUGAAGCAGAGCUUACAAGCUGCUCUUUUAACAUAUUUGAUAAGGAUAUCCUGGGAUCACUGAGAGUGAGGUUAGAAAUACACAAUGGCUGCAAUGCCAGUCCAUCCCAGCACACCAUUUACACACACUCACACACUCCUUCAUACCUAGAGGCAAUUUAGAGUAGCCAGUCCACCUACUGGCUUGUUUUUGGGUGGUGAGAGCAAAAUAGAGAAACCAACGUGAGAAUGCAGACAGUAACACGAGCUCAGGAUUGAACUGGGAACCCUGGAGCCGUGAAGCGGUAGCGCUACCUGCUGCACUAUAACGUGAUUUUUUUUUUUUUUAAGAUAUAAAAUUGCCAUUUGAACAUAGAUCUUGAAUGUUGGUUAUUGUAAUGUAAUAAAGCUAAUAACUGGAAUAAAAGACAAGGGUAUUAAAACAUUCUCUGUGGUAUUGUUUCCCCUAUUCUCUUAGUUCCUAUAUUGAACUUGUCUACUGGUCACUGAGUGUACGAAUACCUUUUCAGUCAUUUUCCCCACUCUACUACUCCUUUUCAUUCCUCAAGUGACAUUCUACUGGAUUUCAGAAAAAAAAAAAAGAGUAGAACAAUGCAUUCCUACAUGUCCUUCAUCAACUUGGAUUCUGUCACUUUUUUCUUUUUUGUUUCUUGUCACUUGAUUAUGUGCUUUGGUGAGGAAGCGAGGCAGACAACUGUUGUAAAAUUAGAGGUAUUCAUUUACUUUGCAGAGUGGGCAGCACUGCGUUGUAUUUAUACACCAAGAUGCUUCAGAAUGUGAUCUCAUUUCGAAUUGACAUCACCUACCAUCAGUUUACUAACUCCAUAAAAAAGCCUCAUUUUUCAGGCUGGAUAACAAACAAAUUUAUUCAAAUAAAUUCAUCUGUAUGGAGCGUUUACACGAGAUAUGCUAUUCAUGAAAAUCCUGUUCAGAAAACAUUUGUAUCUUACGAGACCUCCUGAGAUUGCGCAAAUUACAGCCAUGGAGACACUUAAAACAAUUAAACAUAGCAGUUUCUCUGUGAUUGUUUGGUGUCCAUGAUUGCCUGGGU